AUGGCCACCUUCAGACUGUCACUCAUUCUCCUUCUAGAAACAGCUGUCUGCAGCUGGUGUCUGGUUCUGGUGAACCCAGGUGUGCAGGUCCUUAGAGGUGGCUCAGUCUUCAUCACAGAGUCGGACCUGAACAUCAGCGCAGAUCCAAACACUGACUGUAAAGUGGAGGUGGUGAAAAACGAGCCGAUGACCCAGAGAGUCGGGAGGCUAACCCCACAGAUGUUUGACUGCAGGUUCCUGUCAGACGAGGUCCAAUAUGUUCACAAUGGCAGUCCUCUGCUAGACCAGGACUUGGUUAAGCUGAGAGUCUACAGGUUCACAUCCUCAGACACCCUGGUGGAGACGAUGAGCAUCAAGGUCCAGGUGCUGAACUUAGGGUCCGGUAUGGUGGAACUGGGCAGUACGCCGCUGGUGGUUCCUCAGUUCUUUGGUUUGUCAAACACCAUUAACAGCUCAGUGCUGAUCAUCAGGAAUCAGGGAGACCUGGUCUGCACUGUCAGGCUGAUGAGCGGAGACACAAACGUCCCAAUGGUGGGUCAGCUAGUCCGAGAGGACAACCAGCAGAGGAAGGGACGACAGGCAUCGGGGUUCUGUCCCGGGAACAAACCAUGUCUCCACGAUACCACAGAGGUCCCCUUCUUGAAAACAAGCUGCCAGGACUUCCUGAGCUUGGGUCUGAAAUACCAGCACCUCAGUCCUCCAUCCCCACAGAUGGACUUCAUCCCCCUCAGAGUGGAGCUAAGGGAGGAAACCACCAGGACCCUGCUGCAGUCAGAGGCAGUAUGGCUGCCAGUUCUGAUCCACGGUGCCAUGCAGAACCAGCCUCCCCGGGCCAGCUUCAUGGCCUCUUCCAUCCUAGAGGUGGACCAGUUCAUCCUGACCCCCCUGAGCACUGCUACCCUGGACGCCGUGGACCAAGAGACGCCACAGGACCGGCUGGUGUUCAAUGUGACCUCCCCACCUGCAGAUGGAUUCAUCACCCACAUGGAUGACCACACAAAGCCUGUCCAGUCCUUCACCUGGCUGGACCUGAACCACAUGAAGGUGGCCUACCAGCCCCCAAACAGCAGCCACAGCCACCGCAGGAACUACCAGGUGGAGUUCCAGGUGAUAGACGAAUCCUUUCUGAGCAGCUCGCCCAUCAUGGUCCACCUCUCCAUCCGGUCGUCAGAUACUAAUGCACCUAGAGUCUCCUGGAACAUGGGUCUGGACCUGCUGGAGGGUCAGUCUCGACCACUCACAUGGCAGCAGCUGCAGAUUGUUGACAAGGACAACAUUGAUGCUGUUUACUUGGUGGCUGUGGACGGACCUCUGCAGGGAUGGCUCAGUGUCAGAGGUGGGAAGGCCUUCAUGUUUCGUGUGAAGGACCUGCAGGAGGGCGUGGUUGUUUAUCACCACUUUGACAGCGACUCCACCCGUGACCACAUCAUCUUCCGCAUCAGCGACGGCCGCCACAGCAUCCGUCACAGGUUCCCCAUCAACGUUCUGCCGAAGGAUGACUCCCCGCCUUUCCUCAUCAACAAUGUGGCCGUGGAGGUGCAGGAGGGCGGGGCUGUGCGGCUCCAGGAGUACAUGCUGCUGGCCUCCGACCUGGACUCCAGCGAUGACCACAUCCUGUAUCGGACAGUCUCCGCUCCCCGGGCAGGGCAGCUGGUACGGAAGAGCUCCGCCCACAAGACAGCUGUACCAGUGGACAGCUUCCUGCAGAGAGAGCUGAUCCAGGGUCAGAUCUUCUACCAGCACUCAGGAGAUGAGGUGUUCGAGGACUCCUUCGACUUCAUGCUGUCAGACAGCCACCAGCCGCCCAACCUGUCGCAGCCAUACACAGUGGUGGUCCAUGUAUUCCCGGUGAAGGACCAGCUGCCUGUGGAGGUUCCCGGCACCACCCGGUCUCUGGUGGUGAAGGAGACUGAGGUGGUUUACCUCACACAGAACCAGCUGCACUUCACAGACAGAGAGAACCCAGAAGCUGACCUGACCUUCGUCAUCACUCAGCCCUGCUUCAGCCCGCACAGACCAGGACUGAUGGACGCAGGACGUCUGUUCUACACCGACAGUACCAGCGCCAUGAAGAAGGACCACAUGGUUCCAGUGUUAAAAUCCUUCACUCAGCAUGCAGUGACACACAUGAAGGUGGCCUUCAUGCCUCCUGUAGAGGACAUCGGACCUGACCCUCUGUUUGUCCAGUUUGUCUUCUCGGUGAGCGACCCCACUGGGGGAAUUGUGUCUGGCCUGGUCUUCAACAUCACCGUGACCCCUGUGGACAACCAGGCCCCUGAGGCUUUCACCAACGUGCUGCGGGUGGAGGAAGGUGGAGCGGCCUUUGUGACCGAGGAGCACCUCCUGGUCCAGGAUCGGGAUAGUCCUGAAGAGUUGCUGAGAGUGAAGGUUCAGAGUAUGGUCCGUCAUGGUCGGUUAGAGCUGCAGGGACGAGUUCUGCUGCAGGGAGACCAGUUCUUGUUGCCAGACCUGAGAGGACUACGGCUCAGAUAUGUCCACGAUGACUCGGAGACCACGGAGGACAAGGUGGGUCUGGAGGUGCUGGACGGUUUGAACUCUGCUGACGUUGUGCUGCAUAUUCAGGUCUUUCCGGUAAACGAUGAGCCUCCCCAGCUGGGUGGAGGUCUGAGGGCUCAGCUGAGCUGUGAGGAGGGGGGGCGGGUCCAGGUGACGGUGGACUACCUGUCAGCUACUGACCGGGACAGUGACGACUCCAGACUGACCUACAUGUUGGCACGAAGCCCCGGCAGAGGGGAGCUGCAGAGAUCCGGACUGAUGGCGGACAAGUUCUCCCAGCAGGACCUGCUGCAGGGUCAUGUCUACUACGUCCACUCAGGUGCAGAGAUUGGGCCGGACCCCGUGGUCGACACCAUCACCUUCAUCAUCUCUGACAGCGAGGCAGGAGGAACGGAUGGCUGUUGCCAUGGAGACGCCCCACCUGUUCCUCUCCACGGGACACUUCCUGUUUAUGACUUGAACGUCACCAUCCUGCCUGUCAACAACAAGGUUCCCUCUGUCACUCUGGGUGAGUCCAUGUUGGUGGUAAAUGAAGGAGCCUCCGUCUGUUUGUGUGGGGCGGUUUUAGGAGCUUCAGACCCAGACAGCCCCACUGAGGACCUGACCUUUCAGCUGGAGACUCCUCCCCUACAUGGCUUCCUGGAGAACACACUGCCAACGCCAGGUUCUGAGAAGAGCAACGCUGGAGUUCGGGUCGAAUCCUUCAGCCUCGUCCACCUGACUUCAGGCUUCAUCAACUACGUCCAAUCAGAGUGCAAAGGGGCGGAGCCAACUGUAGAUCAGCUGUCCAUCAGUGUGAGUGAUGGGCUGCACAGCUCCGCCCCCAUUCAUUUCUACAUCAUCAUCACACCAACCAAUGAUGAGACUCCUACACUGUGGAUCGCCAACUUUAGCGUAACUGAAGGCGGGAUGACGGAACUGACUCCAUCCAUACUGGACGGCUCAGAUCUGGAUGUCCCCUCGGACCUCCUCACCUUCACAGUUGAAAAGCCCCCGGCCCACGGCAGACUCAUUAACGGCAUUCAUGGAGCCGAACUGAGCCGAUACAAGAAGACGGGGACCGAGCAACUCCAGAGGAACCUCCACAUCACCUCCUUCACCUUGCAGGAACUAAAACAAGGCAUGAAGAUCAUGUAUGUGCACGAUGACACGGAAACCCUGGAGGACACCGUGCUGCUGCGGCUGACAGAUGGUGUCCACACGGUGGAGGGGACGGCUCGGGUCACCGUGCUGCCGGUCAACGACAACAAACCACAACUGCUCAAGAACACGGGGCUGGACGUGAAGUCCGGUGAGCACAGAGUGAUCUCCAGCCUGGUUCUGGAAGCUGAAGACCUGGACACGCCCCCAGAUCAGGUGUACUACGUCCUGAAGGCUGCACCAAGGUUUGGAGGGCUGCAGCUGAAGACGGAGUCGGGUUGGAUCCAACUCUCAGCCGGUCAGAACUUCACUCAGGAUGAUGUGGACCUCAACCGGCUCUGGUACAAACACACUGCCGGGGUCAAAGGUCACGACAGCUUACGCUUUGUCCUCAGCGAUAUGGACAACGAGUCUCCGGCUCAGAUCUUCUUCAUCUCUGUCCACACGGUGCACAAAGGUGACAUUGUGCUGCAGAGCAAGGCAGUACACCUGAGGGAGGGGCAGCGGGUCGUCCUCAACACUGACAUCCUGCUGGCAUCAGACCUGGCGGGUCGGCCGGAGGAGCUGGUCUUCACAGUGUCGGUACCGCCUCAGCACGGCCUCGUGCAUGCCGUCCAGCAGCCGGGGGUCCCGCUGACUAGCUUCACCCAGCUGGACGUGGCCGCUCACCAAGUGUGCUACACUCACAACAACGAGCACAACGCAGGAAGUGACUCCUUCAGCUUCUUCGUCACAAACGGUGACACCUCCCUGAACGGCUCGCUCCUCUUCACCGUCCAACAUGGCGACCGUGUCCCACCAACCCUGACCCGUAACGCCGGCCUCCAGCUGCAGGACGGCUCCACCGCCACCAUCACCUCCGCCAUGCUGCAGCUCACCGACCCCGACACCGCGACCUCCGACCUGAGCUUCGUGGUGACGCGGCUGCCCCGCCACGGCCAGCUGCUGCUGAGGGGGGUCCAGCUGUCAACAUCUGGCAGCUUCUUCCAGACCGACGUGGACCAGCUGAGUCUGGUCUACAGACACGCGCCGGGCAGCCGGGCGGAAGUCGACGCCUUCCACUUCCUGCCGAGCGACGGCAGCAACAGAGGAUACCUGGAGUUCAGCCAGCUGAGGGCGGAGCCUGCAGUGUUCACCAUCCAGGUGGAGCACGUGGACCGGGCCCCUCCCUGUCUGACGGGCCUGCAGAGUCCCAGCACCGUGGUGGAUCUUGGUUCUGGACGGUUUGGUCUCUUCAUCAGCAACAAGAACCUGCAGGCCUCGGAUCCAGACAGUCUAACAGAACAUUUGGAGUUCUCCAUCAGCAGACCACCUCAGUUUGGGUACCUGGAGAACGUUGGCACAGGGGCCUUCAUCAGAAGCCGCUUCACCCAGCAGGAUCUGGAUCUCAGAGACGUGGUCUUUGUUAUCCCGCCAGACCUGGAGGAGACAUCUGACAGCUUUGAGUUCCGUCUCAGAGACCCGGCAGGAAACUCUUCUCCUCCUCAGAGACUGGAGCUGUUCUGGUCCCGGGUCCAACUGUCCGCGAGCUGCUACAGAACCUGCGAGACUUCAGGGACGCUGCAGAUCCAGGUGCAACGGAGCGGCAGGAGCAUGGACCCGGCCUAUGUCUCCAUCCAGGUGGAGAACGGGUCGGCCACAGAGGGCAGAGACUUCACUCACAGCUCAGCCGGUCUGGUCCAGUUCGACCCAGGUGUGACCGUGAAGACCUGGAACAUCUUCCUGGUCGAUGACGGUCUGGAGGAGAACCACGAGACAUUCAGGGUCCAGCUGAAAACCCCUCAGAACUCGGUUCUGGGACAGAGAACGUCUGCGACUGUGGAGAUCCUGGACCCCAGGCGAGGAAGGUGUGAUCCAGAGGAGGACCACCAGCCUUCUCCUGGACCUCCUCGCCUCCCUGACCCCCGUCAGCCAGAGGAGGACCCAGUCAUGGACAUCGAGGCAGAACUUCUGUGGGAGAACCAGCACCACCCUCCCAGAGGAGACGUCCCAAAUCGCUGGUUGUCCCUGGACUACAGAGGAGUGGAGCCCCAGGAUCAGCCGGACCCUCAGGACAGAGAGACCCACGUCCACAGGGGGGGCCAGCUGAGACCGACUCCUGGAAGUUCUGAGCUCAAAGGAGGAGGAGGACAGGAAACGGCCCGGUCCAUCAGCAACUUGUGUCCCGAUGGUUGGACGUUCUACAGAAGACGCUGUUACAUCAUCAGUCCAUCUGUGGCCAGCUGGGCCAGCGCCGACAGAACCUGCUCCCAGCUCUUCAACAGCAGCCUGAGCAGCGCUCAUUCCAGGAGAGACGUCAGCUGGAUGUGGAGGUUCACUGGAAAGAACCCAUUCUGGAUCGGUUUGUCUGGAGGUCUGGACUCCUGGAUGUGGGCUGAUGGUUCUGCUGUCAGACUGAAGGGGCCGGCUGCUGGUUCAGACUGUGUCCUGGUCGAAAACCCCAGAAGAUGGGUUUCUACAGACUGUUCAGCUGAAACUGAGCACUCGUUCAUCUGUUCUUCUCCUCUUCAGACCCUCUGA
Nematolebias whitei (Rio pearlfish) is the source of this 6177-nucleotide messenger RNA. It is a transcript of the gene frem1b, whose product is annotated as Fras1 related extracellular matrix 1b. Gene Ontology annotation, cellular component: membrane. Gene Ontology annotation, biological process: cell communication. The transcript is spliced from 33 exons. NCBI's taxonomy places the organism in Eukaryota, Metazoa, Chordata, Actinopteri, Cyprinodontiformes, Rivulidae. Bases 1 to 6177 code for a protein of 2058 amino acids. The record is from RefSeq and is a predicted model, not a curated record.